Molecule: messenger RNA, 654 nt
Organism: Perkinsus marinus ATCC 50983
Lineage: Eukaryota; Perkinsozoa; Perkinsida; Perkinsidae
Exons: 5
Coding region: 1-654 (217 amino acids)
Source: RefSeq, a predicted model, not a curated record
AUGAGAUUCACUAUUUGUCACUGCCUUCUCGGGGCUGUUCCGGCUAUCGCUCUGCGUCGUCGCGGAUCGGAGUAUCAGCUGACCGACUUGGUAACGGCAACUUCUAACAUACUCAAUGCUUUGGAAGAGACCGAACAGACGAUGGACAGGAGCGUGAUGGUAACCUUCUGCCCGGUCGAGACUUCCGAUGUCGCUUCGCUCUCUCAGGCUGCUUUGAUGCAGUGGCCGUUGAUUCCGGGCUCAGCCGAGGCGCCUCCAGCUAGCAUUGGCUCUCUGAGAGGAACACCGGUUUCUGUGAAGGCAGGAGCGACCAGCACGCCAUUGCCGAUCGCCCAAGCCUUACUGAACGUCAUCAUCUCGCUGGUUAUCUCGGCGAUCCUCCUGACUGCUGCUACGAUCGUCUAUCGGCACACCGUAGCAGGGUGGUUGAGGAGGCUAUCGGCUCGUCGGUUCUUGAGCCCAGUUCUCCGCAGUAUUCAUAAACCCACGAGAAGCUCCAGCAUUGAAGUGGCCAGUCAGCCCUCAGAGAAAGUGCCAGCUUUGGUGAUCGCGCCAGCCACGGUGGAUGACCCGCUCACAAGUGCUAUGAUAGAAAAGACACCCGACUCCGACUCGGAUAAUGCAAGCACUGUGGAUGAGGAGUCCUUGGCGUAG